CGAAGUGAUGAGAGAAGACAUAGAAAAUGAGGAAAUGAUUCUACCAGUACCCGAUUCAAGUGAUGAAGAGACUUCUAUAGAACCAGUAGCUUCUCUUCAAAGUGUACAGGUAGCUGGUGUUGAUUUGCACCUCCAACAUGAUAAGACAGAAGGUUGUGGCGGGAUGGUUUGGGAAUCUGGAAAAGUUCUCACCAGGUAUAUUACGCAAAAGAAGUUAGCUAGCUAUGAGAAUACGACAGUGUUGGAACUUGGAGCUGGUACAGGUAUUGUUGGUCUCGCACUCUCAAAAUUGGUUCCUUCAUCAAAAGUAUACAUCACAGACAUACCCCAGAUCAUGCCCUUAAUAGAGAAAGGAAUACGCAUUAAUGAGCUAACAAAUGCCAUACCAGAGACACUUGUAUGGGGAGAACGAUUACCGAGACUUGAUAGUAACCCUAGUGUUCUUCUACUAGCAGAUUGCGUAUAUUAUGAACCUUCAUUUCAACCGCUGGUAGACACGCUAGUGGAACUUACGGAUAGAUAUACCAUAAAGGAGAUACUCUUUGCUUACAAAAAACGCAGAAGAGCUGAUAAGCAGUUCUUCAAGAUGCUAGCGAAACGAUUCAAAUAUAACCAAGUUACUGAUGAUCCAGACGCUGAAAUCUACAACAGGGAUAGCAUAUCAUUAUUCACUUUGGAGAGAAGAAUGUAGUUGUAGAUUCAUACUUUAUAUUUUCCAUUUUCAUAUGAGGACAACGACGAUACUGAUAACUCACUCGAAUUGACACCCAGAGAAGACAACACACUAUCAUCCGUCCUUUAUUAUAAUACUGUGUAGUAAAAAAGGUAUAGUUUUCCAUUAUAGAUGUCAGCAUCUUUUGACACAGAUUGUGCAAUGAACAAAAU
This is a messenger RNA of Wallemia mellicola CBS 633.66, 885 nucleotides long. RefSeq lists its product as hypothetical. NCBI's taxonomy places the organism in Eukaryota, Fungi, Basidiomycota, Wallemiomycetes, Wallemiales, Wallemiaceae. The record is from RefSeq and is a predicted model, not a curated record. Bases 8 to 691 code for a protein of 227 amino acids. The transcript has 5 exons.